Messenger RNA from Marchantia polymorpha subsp. ruderalis, 371 nucleotides. The record is from the annotation of a GenBank genome assembly. NCBI's taxonomy places the organism in Eukaryota, Viridiplantae, Streptophyta, Marchantiopsida, Marchantiales, Marchantiaceae.
AGAGGAGUGCCAUUAAGCGUUAGACUUCAUGCAUACUGGACGCACACCAUUCAUUGCAAGAGCAGAUUGCGACUAGAAAUCCACUUCCGCACCAGAUUCUGCGAUUUCCACUGCACAGGAAUUAACCCUCGUCUGCUUGAAAUGCAGAAAGAUGAAGAAGAAGAGGACUCGAGGUGGCCGCAUAAUGUAGCAAUUAAAUCGGGAAGGAGAGAAUUCCACGCAAUCAGAACAGAAGAAAGGACGAUGCUGGUGAAACUGUCAACGAUGGAGAGAAGUGGCAAGAUAAUAGAAUUGCUUGCUUUGACGUAACAAUACAAAAAGUAGAGAUCGCACUACAAGAAUACACUAGCAUCGAAAGAUUUUCUCAUGUG